Molecule: messenger RNA, 1131 nt
Organism: Tinamus guttatus (white-throated tinamou)
Lineage: Eukaryota; Metazoa; Chordata; Aves; Tinamiformes; Tinamidae
Gene: PANX1
Product: pannexin 1
Biological process (GO): cell-cell signaling; monoatomic cation transport; positive regulation of interleukin-1 production
Cellular component (GO): plasma membrane
Molecular function (GO): wide pore channel activity
Source: RefSeq, a predicted model, not a curated record
GGGCUGCCGCUGCUGCUCAUCUCCCUGGCCUUCGCCCAGGAGAUCUCCAUCGGUGCUCAGAUAAGCUGUUUUGCACCCAGCUCCUUCUCCUGGCGACAAGCUGCUUAUGUGGACUCCUAUUGCUGGGCAGCAGUGCAACAAAAGCAGACAUCCCAGAACAACUUGGAAAAUAUUCCCCUGUGGCUUCAUAAAUUUUUCCCCUACAUCCUUCUGCUGGUUGCCAUCCUGCUGUACCUGCCCUGUUUGUUCUGGCGCUUCACGGCAGCUCCACAUCUUUCCUCAGACCUGAAGUUUAUUAUGGAAGAGCUGGACAAAGCCUAUAACAGGGCAAUCAAGGCUGCUAAAUGCAUCUGCAGUGCAGACACCAAGGACCCUGCUGAUGUGGUGCCAAGUGCUAAUGAAAACUUGACUCAGAGUUUGUGGGAAAUAUCAGAGAGCCACUUCAAAUACCCAAUUGUGGAGCAAUACCUGAAGACAAAGAAGUUUUCCAAGUUUUUAAUUAUCAAAUAUGUUAUCUGCCGUUUACUGACCCUGGUGAUUAUUUUCAUUGCAUGCCUCUACCUGGGCUAUUACAUUAGCCUCUCCUCUCUGAGUGAUGAGUUUCUCUGCACUAUCAAAACAGGAAUCUUGAAGAAUGACACAAGUGUCCCAGAAAGGGUUCAAUGCAAACUUAUUGCUGUUGGGGUCUUCAAGGUCCUCAGCUACAUUAACUUGAUAGUCUAUCUUCUAGUGAUGCCCCUGGUUGUGUAUGCCAUGUUUGUUCCCUUCCGCUGGAAUUCAAGGAUUCUUAAAGUGUAUGAAAUCCUGCCAACUUUUGAUAUUCUGAAAGUUAAGUCAAAAAGUUUUGAUGACUUAAGCCUUUACCUCCUCUUUCUUGAGGAAAAUGUAAGUGAACUUAAAUCAUUUAAAUGCCUCAAAGUGCUGGAGAACAUUGCAGCUUCUGAGAAGUUUGAUGUCAUGCAACUUUUGAUAAACCUGGGUACUAUUAAGACAGAUACUGUAGAUGGGAAGCCAUUGCCAAAGAAGCCUGAAGAAGCAGCUGCAGAAGAGCUAGAAAAAGAUGCUACAGAGCUACAAGGUAAGGUGAUCUGUUUUUUCCUUGAAAAAGGAAAAAAAAUACAGACCUGCUAG